AUGUGGCAUUGGCAGCUGGAAUGGCCCUUGACGACGGUCUCACUCAUCUCUCUUCUGUUCUCGCAUAGCCUGGCAUACGCUCCACUCUCGGAUAGCACCAUCCUAGACCUCCUCCCCCAGCCAGAUACGGCUGAUUUCGACAUACAUACAGGCAAUCUGCUCGCUCCGAUCCUGAUUCCUCGGGUGCCAGGCACUGACGGCUCAAGGAAGGUGCUUCAACACUUCGUCGACUUCUUCCACACUUCCCUUCCAGAUUGGACUGUAUCCUUCCAGAACUCGACUGCGAAGACGCCUACACAUGGUGACAAUGAAGUCCCUUUCGUGAACUUGAUUGCCACCCGAGAUCCGCCAAGGUCAGACCCUGGCAACGUUGGGCGCUUGAACUUGGUCGCCCACUACGAUUCGAAAUACCAGCCGGAGGGAUUUAUUGGAGCCACGGACUCCGCUGCGCCAUGUGCCAUGAUUAUGCAUGCCGUCAAGUCCAUCGAUGCUGCUCUGACCAAGAAGUGGGACACAAUGCGAGCGCAAGGUUUCACUGAUCCUGACUUUGAGGAGCAGAAGGGAAUACAAGUCUUGUUUCUUGAUGGGGAGGAGGCUUUUCUAAGCUGGACAGCGACAGACAGCAUAUAUGGCGCCAGAUCCCUUGCGGAGGAGUGGGAACACACCGUGCAUCCUGCAACAAGCAUUUACAAGAACUACCUCGACUCUAUCGAGCUGUUCGUCUUGCUUGAUCUGCUCGGCUCCUCGGAAGAUCUACCCAUCCCAUCGUGGCAACAUAGUUCUCAUUGGUCUUAUGUGCGGAUGGCUGAGGCUGAACAACGUCUUCGAAAGUUGGGUUUGUUCAGGAGCAAGUCCCGUACCUGGCUCCCUGAAAAGGACAAGAAAGAAACAGACCGAUUCCAAAGCUAUGUCAUGCAGGACGAUCACCUCCCAUUCAUCGCCCGAGGCGUCCAAGUCUUGCACCUCAUUCCUGCUCGGUUUCCUAGCGUUUGGCAUACCAUACGCGACGAUGGCGAGCAUUUGGACAUUCCCACCGUGGAGGAUUGGGCUCUCCUCACAGCAGUAUUUGCUGCCGAGUACAUGGAACUGGAGGGCUUUUUCGAAGAGAAGCCGGCUUCGCAGAGAUCGAGGAGGCACGAACUCACCAGUAAGGAUGAACUAUGA
Molecule: messenger RNA, 1164 nt
Organism: Cladophialophora yegresii CBS 114405
Lineage: Eukaryota; Fungi; Ascomycota; Eurotiomycetes; Chaetothyriales; Herpotrichiellaceae
Exons: 1
Coding region: 1-1164 (387 amino acids)
Molecular function (GO): glutaminyl-peptide cyclotransferase activity; zinc ion binding
Source: RefSeq, a predicted model, not a curated record